GCAAUUUGUUUUGUACUUGUUCGGCCAUUGUCAAAGAAUACUUACAGAAAAAUUAACAGAGUAGUGGCGGAAUUGUUGUGGCUGGAGCUUGUAUGGCUUGUUGAUUGGUGGGCUGGGGUUCAGUUUCCAUUUCUAUGCUACUUAGCUUUGAACGAUGCUGUUGGUGCAUAUGGGGCCUGUCACAUAAUUUAUGGAGCUUCUAGUUGUGGGACUUGCUUAGGGAGCAAUUAGCAGUUAAAGUGCAGCAAAACUACUAGGCAUUGGCUUGCCAGUCAAGGUGCAGAGGAGCCGUUGAAUCAUCUUAAACGUGCUCUUAUUUGUUUUGAGUUAUUGCUUGUGAUAUUGGUUUCUAUGAUUUUAUGGGUGUGAUCUCAUCCUCACAGAAUUUAUUCAGACUGGUGUAUGGAGACUAGGGAAUAAAGGCAAAUCCUAAUGGAUUGGUAUGUUAUGACACAUGACCUGGCAUAUCAUAACAGAAUUUCUGAAUAUUCCAAGAAUUUGUUAUGGGUCAUGUGACCCUCCUCCUAUAUAUAAGAGGUAGUACUCCUUACAUCAGUGGACCUUUUUACAACACAGAACCUUAGAGAGGUCAUCCUUGAGCUCCGUAUUGUGUCUUUGUUUCUAUGGUGCUCUGUUGCCUCUCUCACUAUGCUGGGAUGCUGUUUUUCACGGGACAUCCCCUUUGCCUCUGGCAUUUGUGAAGCGUGCUUCCACUCCCUAGUUGGCCCUCUGACCCCUUGUCAACAACUACAUGCAAACUUGGUUUCCAUUAGCACUUGUUGAUCCCUUUCUUCUUUCAAUGACUUCAGAUGAUGUAUUUUAUUGGUCUUUCGAUUUUUGAAUAUAUAUAUAUAUUUGAUAAAUAAUUAACCAAAUAUUAUUAAUAAAGUAUCAAGAUGAUGCAACGAAUACAGAGAACUGAAAAGAGAAAACCAACUCCUACCCAAUCACAUCAUCUAAAAAAUCUGAAAAAGCAAACAUAUGUGGAUCAACCUUCCGUUCAACCAAGCUAUACAAAACUAUAAGUAAACGACUCUAAAGCCAAGACACAGAAUGAGACACGUCUUCAAACAUCCGUCUAUUCCGCACCAACCACAUCAAACACGAUGGGGCCAAAGCCCAAACAUGCCGCCUUCGACGACCAGCCCGAGCCCCACGCCAACUCCACAACAUGUCCCAUAUCCCCCGUGAUUGUACCCAAACAAUUCGAAAAAGAGAACAUAAAGAUCUUCACAAACGAAAAGUCGCACGACAAUGCAAGAACAAAUAGUCCACAGUUUUUGCAUCUUCAUAGCACAUACAACACUUAUUAACUAAAAUAUGACCACGUCGCAUCAAAUUAUCAAGAGUGAGAUUCCGACCCAAAGCUGUUGUCCACAUAAAAAAAGCCACCUUAGACGGAGCCUUCGGAACCCAAAUACUCUUCCGAGGAAAAUCCCAUCCCACCUCCCCUACCAAACUCCAGUAGAAUGAUCAAACAGAAAAACGGCCCUUAGCCCCCCCAACCUUCCACACCAACGCAUCCUCCUCCACCAACCCAAUCUCUCCCACUCUUGCCACCCCCAACCCGUACAAGUAACCCCAUAACUCCACCAACUGAGUGACCUCCCAAUCCUGAACUUGUUGUCGUAACCUAAUAUCCCAAACCACCACAUUCCCAUUUCCCAAAUAAGAUGCCACCAUAGCCUCCUGAUCCACCGCAAUAUUGAAGAUCAAAGGGAAACGAUCUUUCAUCAAAAUGGCCCCACACCACUGAUCCUUCCAAAAUUGCACCCUCAACCCAUCCCCUAUCCGGAACCCCACCCGUUCAAAGAACUCUCUCCCUAACCAAAUUCCUUUCCAUAACCCACAACAAUGAGAUUUAAUCACCCCCCUAGUCCCCCAAUCCCCCCUAACCAACCCAUAUUUCACCGCCACCACCUUUCUCCACACCCGUUCCGACUCCCAAGCAAACCGCCACAUCCAUUUACCCAACAAAGCUUUAUUAAAAGUUACCAUUCUCUGCACCCCUAAACCCCUUGCCACUUUGGAUUGGCAAAUCCUCCCCCAAUCCACCAAAUGAUACCUAAAAACUUCCCCUCCACCACCCCAUAAGAACUCCCUUUGCAGCGUCUCAAUCCGCCGCACCACAAACACUGGAAUAACAUGCAAAGAUAUAAAAUACGUCGGAAUGCUGCUCAACACAAUCUUUAUCAAAGUCAAUCUUCUUCAUUUUGAAAGAUAUUGUCUCUUCCACCCUGCUAAUCGGCGCUGAAUGCGUUCCACGAACCCUUCCCAUACUCUAGUUGCCUUAAACGUCGCUCCCAAUGGCAAUCCCAAAUAAGCCACUGACAAAGCCGAUACCCUGCACCCCAACAUUGCUGCUAACACUGGCGUCCCCUGCUCCGUCGUCGCUGUUCCUUCUUCUACCGUCCCCAUCGUUGGCAGAUGUUGCUCGGCACUGUUGCGUAGAAACUCAUGGACCUGACUUACUGAGGGAUCCACCAUCUGACCUGCUGGUUCGAGCCCAACCUCGUUCUCAUGGCCCACCACAGAAAUUUCCUUGGGCCCCACUGGAAUCGAGCCCACCAUGCCGUCCACAGGCCUUACAACUUCUUUUUCUUGGACUUUUUUAUUUCCUUGAUCCAUUGGGCUUAAUCCCACGGGUCGGUUGCUUUGGAUCCUCCACCCAUUGACAACCCGCUUCCCCUUAAAAGGCAUGGGACGCAGAUCACACCCUUGAUGGCCCCCAAAUCUCUGAAUUGUAAGAUGAUCCCCAAUUCUACGCCAACUUUGCUGAUCUUGCCGCACCAAAUCCGUACCUUCCAUUCCGAUUCAUCCUCCACCCCACCGAGCUGCUGUCAGUAAAUCAAACUCCACCGAUGGCCCUGUCUUCGACCAGAGGGCAGAACAUAGCACCAAGAACCCCAUCGAAGUGAAAUCUGUGAUGGAAUCCCAUUCGCCAAACCUUGAACCUUCAUCCGAACACAACCCAACAAAUCCAUCGCCUCAUCCACCUCUAUAAAGCUGCCACACCGAUCCCCAAUGGCCCGAUACGCCGCCAUUCCAUGAAGAUGAAUUGGCAGACCUAGAACCUGAAUCCAAUUACUUUGCUUUGGCGUCGGCUAACUCUGAAAAAAUGCAGCUGGUGACCACCAGUCCAAAACUAGAUCUCACCUACCAAUGGUCCAUUUGCGUCUCAACACAACCUCUGCAUCUCUCCUUGAGGAGAAUAUAAACAAGAAAAAUUGGCCUCCCACCCCAUGGACCUCCACCUCUUCGUGUGGUUUCCACCAUCAAUGCACCCAAUCGAUUACCACCGAAACCCCUAAUCCCUUUUCGCUUGCCACCUCCACCCUUCCCACUAAUGCCCUAUCCGACACCCUUAGCCACCCCUCUUCUGUUUCUUCUAUGAGCACCACAUUGUCGCCCUCAUCCCACCUAGAAACUGGCCCCCCCUUCAGGAUCAUCUCCUUUGGCACCUCCUUUUCUACAGUUCUGUUUUUCUUCACCCAACCAUCCCCAAACCCAAAACCCUCAACCACUAAAGCAACCUCGUCCCACCCAUCCCCAAAAUUGGAUUUCGGUACGAAAACAUGUUCCCUUUUGUUACCGGUCGUGACCGUUAUCUGCACCGACGAGCCACCAUCAGUCUCCCCUUGAGCCACAUAGCCACCGUACGUGUGCAGCCAACAAGGUGGCCUAAAAAUGCCAAUCGACCUAGAUCCCGGGAUGCUUUUUGGAGUUUGGAGCACAACCAACUCACUUCAAAGCCACAUAGAACGAUUGCCCUUUGGAGGCCUUGCCCCUGUCCAACAAUCGACAAGCGGCGGCGCCCAAUUUGGUCCUCCUCCUCCUCCUCCUCGAGUUCAAACGAAUGACCUCCUAGAAAGAGGAUCCUUCGGCGGCGUCUGUUUUCCGCUGAGAACUUCAUUCGAUGAUUAAACUCUUCACAGAUUCAGAAACUUUUCGAUUAAUGGGUAAAGAACAUGCACUUGUCGUAUCGAAUCACAAAAGCGACAUUGAUUGGCUUGUUGGAUGGCUUUUGGCUCAGCAGCGAUCAGGUUGCCUUGGUAGUGCAUUAGCUGUAAUGAAGAAAUCAUCAAAAUUCCUUCCGGUCAUAGGUUGGUCUAUGUGGUUUUCUGAGUAUCUAUUUCUUGAAAGAAGCUGGGCUAAGGAUGAAAAAACUUUAAAGUCAGGUCUUCAGCAGUUACAGGAUUUUCCUCGGCCGUUUUGGUUGGCACUUUUUGUAGAAGGAACUCGCUUUACACAGGCAAAGCUUAAAGCAGCUCAGGAGUAUGCAGCUUCAGCAGGGUUGCCUGUUCCUAGAAAUGUUUUGAUUCCUCGUACCAAGGGUUUUGUUUCAGCAGUAAGUGAGAUGCGCUCAUUUGUUCCGGCCAUUUAUGAAGUGACUGUUGCUAUUCCAAAAAGUUCGCCUCCACCUACAAUGCUUAGGCUCUUCAAGGGGAAGUCUUCUGUGAUGCAUGUACACCUCAAGCGGCAUUUAAUGAAGGAUUUGCCUGAAACAGAUGAUGCUGUCGCCCAAUGGUGCAGAGAUAUGUUUGUGGCCAAGGAUAAGUUAUUAGACAAGCAUAUAGCUGAGGACAUUUUUAGUGAGCAAGAACAAGAUAUGGGUCGGCCCAUAAAGUCUCUUGUGGUCAUUAUCUCCUGGGGAUGUCUGCUCAUUUUUGGGGCCUUAAAAUUCUUCCAGUGGACUUCACUUCUAUCCACAUGGAAGGGUAUGACAUUCUCGGCAAUUGGGUUGGCCAUUGUUACGGUCCUUAUGCAGAUAUUGAUCCAAUUCUCUCAGUCGGAGCGCUCAACUCCUGCCAAGGUCACCCCAGUGAAGCCCAAGAACGGAGGAGAGCCUUCAAGAACAGGACAAGAUAAACACAAGUAGGUCUCUCAGCUUGUUUUCCAGACAUCAUAGUUGUCUGGUUCAUCUUUGGCAUUAGACGAUAAUAGUGUUUAUCCUUUAAAAAACAUGUAAUUUUUUUUUUUUUCCUUUUCUCAAGUGGGGUGACAUUGUGCUUAGUUUUUGUACCACCACAUGGAUUACUUUUGUAUCAUUCAUUGAUUGCCAUUUCAGUUUAGGUUAUAUUUGUAUACCUGAAAUGUCUAGGAGUUUUCCUUCUUGUUCCUUCUCCCCUCUGUGGAGUGUAUACAUAAUUUAAUUACAAAAUCGGACGCAAUUCUCUCACAUGGAGUGGGACUAUGUAUUUAAUGGGUCUCAUCUUGUGUGAGGUCCACUUCUUCAAUGCA
Camellia sinensis is the source of this 5241-nucleotide messenger RNA. Lineage: Eukaryota; Viridiplantae; Streptophyta; Magnoliopsida; Ericales; Theaceae. The record is from RefSeq and is a predicted model, not a curated record.